Messenger RNA from Panonychus citri (citrus red mite), 1349 nucleotides. RefSeq lists its product as uncharacterized. NCBI's taxonomy places the organism in Eukaryota, Metazoa, Arthropoda, Arachnida, Trombidiformes, Tetranychidae. The coding region runs from base 324 to 1061 and encodes 245 amino acids. The record is from RefSeq and is a predicted model, not a curated record. The transcript has 2 exons.
UUCAUCUUCAUCUUCAUCUUCAUCCUCAUCUUUAUCAUCAUCAUCAUCAUCAUCAUCAACAUCUCCAUCAUCUUCUUGUUAUCUUUUCCCGUUCUCUUUCACCAUCAUUCAUAUUGUAUUGAGUUCUCACUCUCCAGUAAACUUUGAGAAGUGUUUAUUUCUUUCUGAUCAUCUUCAUGAUCUCCUCAUUAUCUUCAUCCAUCUUCAUCAGUAAACUGAAAAUUUCAUCAUCAGUGUCCAUUCAGAUGAUAUUUUCAUCUUAUAAUUUUACAAUUCUGUUUCUUUCGAGCUGAAAUAAAGAGUAAAAUAUAAAAAUAGUAAACAUGAUAAUGAAUUUACUCAACUAUCAACGUAACAAUCAUCAUCCUUACAACUUGAUACAUUUAAUUGUUGCAAUCAACUUAUUGAUUACAUUUACCUCUGCACGUCCGUUAAUCUUAUUCAAACAAUCACCACAAUCUAAAUCGUUCAUAUCAUCAUCAUCAUCGUCGUCGUCUUCGUCGUCGGUGCCCAUGAAAAAAACCAAACCCUUGAAGGAAUCGCCAAUUUUUUUCAUAACGACCCGACUCGCUAAGCCGAAACCCUUUGUGUCUUCAGUUUUAUCCUCAUCUUCAUCUGCAUCCGCUUCAGCAGUAGCAUCUUCCGCUGCCGCAUCACUAGCCUCAUCUUUAUCAUCAAUACUAUUCAAUAAACCACUGGUGGUGGAUAAUCAUGACAAUAAAAGUAAUAAUAAAGUGCUAAUCCAAUCAUCUCAAUCGCCACCAAGAAAAACCUACUACCAAUCAAUGGAUAAAAUAAAUAAUCCGACUAAUCUGUUGAGCUCAACAAUUUAUAAACUUCCGUUGAAAUUUAUUUCCAAUGCUAAACCAAUUGAUAUAAUUACAGGUUUCACCAAACAUCAUGGAGCUCAGGGUAACCUGAUUAACACCAAGUCUAAAAAGCCAACUCACCUGAAGAAACCAUCCUCAUCCAAUUUCAUUUAUCUCCCAUUGAAAUAUCAUUCAAACGGUAAACCAAGUAAAAUUUUCAUCAACAAGUUAACCCACAAAGGAUUAUAUUGAUUUUAUCAUAAUAAUAUCCAAAUAUCUUAAAGAUUAAGUGAACUAAAUUAACUUAAUUACCACCGGUGGAUUUACCAUGAAAAUGUUACUCAUACUCUAAUCGUAAAUUAUUAUUAUCAUUGAAACCAUAUACUCAUAUUAUCCUCUGUUGAAAACUAUUAAAAUCUAUGAUUAUUAUUGAUAUUUUUUUAAUGACUGUUAGUUUGAUCACGAAAUGUUUCAUAGCAUUUAAAUGUAAAGUAAAUAACAAUAAAUUUCAGUGUAUUUUUGUUUACCUAUUUAAAUGAA